AUGCCUUCUCAAUUGACCCGCAUCGUCUUCCGCAAUCUCAUCGCAAACGAGCCUCUGCUAUAUCGAGGAUGUCGCCAUCGCCCUCUUCGCCCCCGUACAGCCACCCAGAAUGCCUCUCGAUCGAUAUCCUAUACCCAGCGGCGCUCCUUCUUGGGCAAUCUCUUCAAACAACAGAGGAAGCUGAAGCCUGCCGAGCUGCCCGCCGGCCUCGAGAAGCUGACGGAGGUGGCAUUCGCAAAAGAGAAUGCCAUUCGUCCGCCCAAACCCGCCGAAGUCGCCCAAGCGAUCCGUGAUUUUUUUGCCUUGUACAAAGGAAAAUUUGAGGACUUUCAUGUGGCGAGCGCCCACUACGCGCUGCAGUAUCUGAAGGAAACACCACAGGACGAUGGACAGCCCUGGCUUACUAGGAAAGACAUGCAGGCGAUUCUUGAACAGCUUCUGGAAAAGCGACCGAAUGCGGUUGGCAAGUGGCAUCUUCCAUUUGGUCAGAUGCUCAUUGAUGAGCUUGCAAAAUCCACCCAAGGCGGCCAAGACAAGAACGGCAAUGCAAGCCGGAAAGACCUCGAUAUUCCAUUCGAUAUGUACAUUAAGCUUUCCCAAGUCCGCCUGCUGUCCUUAUUUGGUGCUCCUGCCAAGGCGAGACAGGUUGCGGCCGGCGCCUUCGUUUACGAUUCUAAUGCACCUGCUCCUGUACGACUAGCUUCUCUCCAUGCAUGGCAGACCGUGCUUGAAAGCAUUCUUGGUCAAAAUGACGCAGGCGGAAUAGCAAAGACUGUAAAUAUGCUACAAGACCUGUCGAUUCCCUUGACCCGCCCAUUACAACGCAUGCUAGUCGCACAUUAUGCCGAGAAAGGCGAUCUUGAAAAGGCCAAAUCAUGGUACUCCCGACCUGUCUUUUCCGAACUUGGUGAUCCUGCGACCCCCUCGGGAAAGACAAGCUCUGCAUUGCUGAGGGUUUGCGCUUCAAAAGGCGAAUUGACCUUUGGUCAGGAGGUCGUAGCCACUCUGCUCAAAGAUGCUAUGUCUACCAAAGAAGCUUGGGACGCUGUCUUUCUAUGGUCGGUAGCUAUCGGCAAAGGGCCCGACGAGAUCAAUCGUAUGAUUGAUGUACUAAUCCGUCGCAAUGAUGAGGCACGCCGCAAAGACCCCAGCAUUCCUGUCAUCCGCCCAGAUGUCGAAACCAUCAACACGCUGGUCGAACAUUGUAUGUCAAAGUCGGACCCUUACCUGGCCGAACGCUACAUUGUUCUUGGUGAGAAUCGUGGCAUCAUUCCCGAUGAAACGACCUACACUAUGCAGAUAGCAUAUCGAAUCUCUGUGGGAGACAUCGAUGGAGCUAGGGCGGCCUACUUCAACCUUCAAGGUUGCUUCUCAGGCGCUGAUCGCAGUGUUGCAGCCAUCAAUCAGCUGAUACAGGCCCUCUGUGUAUCAAACCAAAACCACUUUGAUGAGUUGAUGGCCAUGGUAGACGACCUACACGAGCGCAAGGCCAACUUUGCCCCCGAAACUGUCGCAGCCGUGACUCUCCUGCAUCUCCGGAGGGGCGAGAUCCCAGAUGCGAUGGACCUCCUGCAGGUACACGCACAUCAGUAUGCACCAGCCCAGCGAAAGAUUAUCCGAAAUGCGCUUUCAGUCUUUAUACUAGACGGCGAAACCAGCACAGCAGAUGCUUGGGACGGCUACCAGAUCCUACGUAAUGUCUUUGCUGAAACGCCCCGCGAAGACCGGAUACCUAUCAUGAACAACUUCUUUGCUAGGAAUCGUUCCGACAUGGCUUGUCACGUCUUCUUCCACAUGCGCAAUCACAUCAGCCCAACCCACACGGCAACUAAAGAAGUCUAUGUCGCCGCCUUUACCGGCUUCGCUCGUUGCGCGGAUGCCGAGUCGCUAGAACUGGCAAACAACCAGCUGAAGCUAGAUCUCAACGUGGACAUGGACACCAAGCUACGCAACUCCCUAAUGCUCGCCUAUGCGGCGACGGGAGAGAACCGCAAGGCGCUACGAUACUGGAGGGAGAUUUGUGAAUCAAAAGAGGGUCCUUCAUACAACAGCAUCCUCAUCGCGUUUCGAGCGUGUGAGGGAAUGCAUCUUGGAUCCGAGCACGCGCGGUCCAUCUGGACGCGCUUGAAAGAGCAGGAUAUUGACAUUGACAAGGCCAUUUGGACCGCCUACAUGUCGGCCAUUACACGAAACCACAACCACGAUGAGGCUUUGGCGCUUAUAGAGACUGUCGAGGAGGAGUAUGGCUUCAAGCUGGAUUUGCAAAUUCUAGGUAGCUGGUUCAACUGCACUGCCAACGGUGAGAAGCAAACACGAGUCGAGGCCUGGAUCAAGAAGCGAUAUCCACAAAUCUGGGACGAACUGGAAGCUCUGGGUCACUGGGUCACGAUGGACGGGUUCGGUUAUCGACAGUACAACAUUAACCGCGAUCUGGACCCAUAA
Bipolaris zeicola 26-R-13 is the source of this 2442-nucleotide messenger RNA. RefSeq lists its product as uncharacterized. The record is from RefSeq and is a predicted model, not a curated record. The transcript has 2 exons. The coding region runs from base 1 to 2442 and encodes 813 amino acids. Gene Ontology annotation, molecular function: protein binding. Lineage: Eukaryota; Fungi; Ascomycota; Dothideomycetes; Pleosporales; Pleosporaceae.